Molecule: messenger RNA, 318 nt
Organism: Lachancea sp. 'fantastica'
Lineage: Eukaryota; Fungi; Ascomycota; Saccharomycetes; Saccharomycetales; Saccharomycetaceae
Source: the annotation of a GenBank genome assembly
AUGCUGUACGACGGGGCCCUUCGUAGAUUGGGCAGGCAUUACAAGAAAACACCGACAUUACAGUUUUUGAGACGCGUGGAAUGUCGAACACAUAGGCCCAGGAGACACAUCUCACCUGCGUCAAGCGGCGUAGUUAUAGUGCGUUAUGGAACGCUUCACGGUUAUCCAGAUAAACGAGCCAUGAGAUGUAGGUAUCAUGGUAUUAAUCAUGGGAAUGAGGUCAAGUCGGGCUUCCGAUGUAUGUGUCAAACAAUAGUAUUGACUCCAAGCCCAUUGCACAAGGACAUCACUCGGGGUCUCAAAAAACGUUUUAGAUAA